UGGCGCUAUUGUUUGCAUCUGUUUAUGUUUGUGUCUCCAGAUGUGCUGUCCCGGUGUAGCUCGUUAGCUAAAGGGUAACGGUGGAGUCACCGUUUAACGCUGCUGCCGUUGAGCGACAUUUACGAGGGAAAAAAAUAAUCUCUCCGGCUUUAAAUAGUUUUUUUGGUUCACUGUCAAUGCGACCGAGCCGACAGAAAGCUCAGACACAACGGAAGCUAGUGAGGUGUAGGAAUGUGAGGGGAGGGAUUCUGCGGUGAAAACCCCCUUUAGUUCUCUGGUGUGUUUCCGUUUCGGUUUACAAUCCUCCUCCUCCUCCUCCUCCUCCUCACAUGCUCCUCCUGGCUCUCCUCUGUCACCUGAUUGCAAGGACACCGACAUGGAAGGGAAUGUCUUUUUGUCCCACUGAAGUAUAACUGGCUGAAUGGACAAACGCCGUGAUGAUUAUUGAUUUUAUGUAAAUAUGGUGACAUGUGAAAAGGGGAACCGAAAAUUGGUCUGUAGUCAUUCAGCUCUGUCAAACCUGUCCUAAGAAGUCUUGCUAACUGCAGCUGCUUUACUGGACUUCUUUUAGCCCUGUCAAUGUGUUUGAGAUCUCCCACCAGCCACCAUGUCGGACACGGAGCGGUCUCUGCCGGUCCUCAAGAAGCUCAGCUAUGCGGUGGGACACUUUCUGAACGACCUGUGUGCCUCCAUGUGGUUCACAUACCUACUGGUGUUCUACCACUCAGUACUGGGAUUCGAAAACACAAAUGCAGGUGUGAUGCUGCUGGUCGGUCAGAUAGCUGAUGGCAUCUGUACGCCUCUCAUUGGCUACGAAUCUGACCGAACCCCUGGCUGUGGCAACUACGGCAAGAGGAAGACAUGGCAUUUAGUCGGUACACUGAGCGUGAUGCUGUCCUUCGCCUUCAUCUUCAACCAGUGUCUUGGCUGUGACAUCCACACCCCUCAGUGGGCCAGUUUGACCUACUUCAUCCCCUUCAUCAUCGUCUUUCAGUUCGGCUGGGCCGCCACCCAGAUCUCCCACCUGUCUCUCAUCCCAGAGCUGGUCACCUGUGAGCACGCUAAAGUAGAACUCACAGCGUACAGGUAUUCGUUCACAGUGAUAGCCAACAUCACAGUGUAUGCAGUGGCUUACCUGCUGUUCCACAUCCAGGCUGGAAAGGAUGACGACUCGCUCAGUGAUGUGCUCGGACCACAAGAUAUCCCCGUCUUCAGGAAUCUGGCGUUGAUUGUUCUGGGCAUCGGGGCUCUCUUCUCCCUCCUCUUCCACCUGGGAAUCAAAGAGAAGAGGCCUGGAGGAGACGGGGAGGCUGGAGGAGAGGAGGGGAGGAAUAGGUUGAAGGAGGAGGAGGAGGAGGGGGAGGAGGGGGAGGAGGAGGAGCCAAGGCUUCCCUGCUCUCAGACCUCCUCCUCUCUUCUGCAGUGGAAAUGUUGGCUGCAGCAGCCGUCUUUUUACCAGGUGGCCUUACUCUACAUGUCUACCAGGUUAAUGGUCAAUCUGUCUCAGACGUACAUCUCCAUGUAUCUCAUCAACACUCUGAUGCUGCCCAAGAAGUUCAUCGCCACCAUCCCAUUAGUGAUGUACCUGAGUGGCUUCCUGUCUUCUUUCAUCAUGAAGCCUGUCAGCAAACUCCUUGGAAAAUGUCUCACCUACUUCGUGGGCCUGCUGCUGAUCAUGGCCUUCUCCUACUGGGUGCUUUUGGACGACAAGAUGGGUGAGCGGGUGUACGGGGCCGCUGUGCUGCUGGGGGCGGGGUCAGCCACCGUCCUGGUCAUAUCGCUGUCCAUGACCGCCGAGCUCAUCAGCAAUCAGACGCAAAGUGGAGCGUUUGUGUAUGGAGCCAUGAGUUUCACUGAUAAGGUGGCUAAUGGAGUGGCCGUGAUGAUCAUUCAGGUUCUGCAUCCUUGCCAUACGGUGAUGUGCUGUCCAGCCUGUGUGUGGUUCUAUCAUUACAUCAUGGUCAUAGUCACGGGAGGCGUGGCAGUCGUCGCUGCUUUGGCGCUCUGCUCCAUCCUCAUCUGGCCAAUCAGGAUCCGACUACGUGGACGCCCAGGUGGACCGCCACUCAUCUCUGGGGAUGAACCCACAGUCAACUAACAGCCCCUCCUCCACCUCCCCUACCAACUGACACCUCAUCAGAACAACAGGACCCUGGAGCGUUCAGCUGCACAGGAGGAGCUUUCACUUCUGUUUUCUCUUUUAAGAUUCUUCUUCAGAUUUUUCAGGGAGAGGCACCAGGAGGAUUCCUGACUGACCGGGUCACACAUUUAGCCCGUCUGAUAACGUUACAGGAGUCCACAGGAGCUGAGAAGGGGGAUCAUUUAAAUAACUUUAGUUCAAAGCAAUUUUCAACAUAGAUCCUGUUUUCCCAUAAUUUUCCAAAAACAUUUUUUCAUCUCAGCUUGAUCGGUUUGGAAAAUCAGUUGAUCCAAGUCAAAUCAAAAAGUGUUGGCAUGAGAUUAUCAGAGUAAUGACCAUGUAUGGGCGUUACUAAGCAGCGGUUCGCCCAGCAGCUGAUCAUUAUGAGCCCAUAAUGUUGCUCCACGCGAUAGUACUUUUGACACACAUUCAUACAAAUCAUUAUAUCUUUAGUAUUUUACACAAUUUUUUUUUCCCGUUCAUAUGCAGAAUCUGAAAUUUGUAUCAUUGGAACGAAACCAAAUCACACAAGAGCGCUAACAUGUACAUAGGUCUGCAGAUCCAGCUGGUCUCAGUGUAAUGUAAGCACCAACGAAGGAAUGAGGAACAGUAGACCAUGAUGGUAUAGAUUCCUUAUGUACUGCCUCACCACACAACUGUGGGCAUGAGAUAUGCUGUUAGGUUGGAUAGAUUUUUUCUUUUCAUGGGUAUGACAUCAGCCACAGCCUUUAUACAUUUAUACAGAACGUUGGAAGAUGAUGAGAAAACAGGGUCUGGGUCUUUAAUCUUCUUUAGCUCAAAUUAUUUAAUCUCAUGUCUGCUGCAUCAGACACAACAGAGCUGACUGGAGGCCUCGGCUGAACAGGAUUCAUUCAGAAAGGGAUCUGCUCACCUGCUGCUUCACCGACGGACAUCAGGGCCAUAAAAAAAGGAUGAUGAAGGGAACCAGAUGCAUUAUGGGGUGCAUUAAAGUGGAUCAAACUCAGAAACACCAAAGAAGACACAGGGACCGCUAUAAACACAUCAAAAAAAAAAAAUCAUUCCUGAGUGGAAUGCAUCAUUAAAGGCUCAUUCACUUUACUUUCCUCCAGAGAAGCAAACCACUACAUCUACACAGACGCUUCAUGGACACGGGAGAACUGAACCCAGACCGCCGCGAUGAGGAGGAUCAAGGUCUCGCUGCAACGCACAGACGCACUUAAACAGGAAGUAAGAAGAGCUUCUCUAGAAUGUGACUGCAGCAGAAACAAUGUGGGAAUGAGCUUUUCCUCAUCUGAUCCAGAGCCUCCCUGUACUGUCUGUUUGACGUCACAUACUGGGAGAGAACUGCAUCCCAGUGAAGUCUCAUUCAGAUGAGCUGCAGCGUUCAAUCUGCUGCUGGGGUUGUCUCUAAAAGCUGAACUGGGAUCCAGUAGGCGUACUGGGAUAACUUGUACCUGUGCCUCAUUGUUGAACUUGUAUUAAGAACAAAUCCUUAUUAUGAUGUGAUUAUAUUUCUAUUUUAAUCGUUUUUCUUGGUUCAUUGUUUUACUUCUUCAUGAUCAGAGACCAAAUGGAAUAUGGUUUUAAAGAAUAUAUUCUCUAAUCAAAAGAAACUUGAAUAGCAGAAUUGUAUUUGAUAUAAAUAUAUAUAUAUAUAUAUUAUAUAAAAUCACUUUAAAGGGAUAUUCAUAUGAUAUAUAAUGUGUGAAUACUAAUAUGAGGGAAUUAUACUGGUAAAUUAUCAGACCUGGCACUGGUGUCUUUUUUUUAUGUUGGACUAAUGCAGGGCAGAAGCUCUGUGACCUUCAUGAUAAUCCGUCAUCUCAGUUAUAACUUUAUGGGUUUUUUUUCUUUAAUGUCUUUGUUGCUCCAGUGAUUGCUCUGAGUCUCUGAGUGUCGCCAUUGUUUUGUAAAGAGAUGCUCUUUAAAUGAAAUAAAGUGAAGCACGUAAUAACCA
This is a messenger RNA of Anoplopoma fimbria (sablefish), 4079 nucleotides long. RefSeq names its product major facilitator superfamily domain containing 12a (gene mfsd12a). NCBI's taxonomy places the organism in Eukaryota, Metazoa, Chordata, Actinopteri, Perciformes, Anoplopomatidae. Gene Ontology annotation, biological process: carbohydrate transport. The transcript is spliced from 11 exons. The record is from RefSeq and is a predicted model, not a curated record. Bases 608 to 2098 code for a protein of 496 amino acids. Gene Ontology annotation, molecular function: symporter activity. Gene Ontology annotation, cellular component: membrane.